Messenger RNA from Brassica rapa (field mustard), 564 nucleotides. Its product is annotated as F-box protein At4g00893-like. The record is from RefSeq and is a predicted model, not a curated record. NCBI's taxonomy places the organism in Eukaryota, Viridiplantae, Streptophyta, Magnoliopsida, Brassicales, Brassicaceae.
AUGGGUAUCAUGGAUAAUGAUGCUCUUAGUCAUCCACCAUUGCCGCCACCUCCGUUCUGGCCAUGGCGUCACCGUCUCCAUCUUCAACCACCGUCGCCAGUAAAAGGAGGAGGCUACUUGUAUUCCUUUCACCCAUCUUCCCGGACAUGGUUUCGUCAUCAAGAUGCAUAUGUGUAUCAUCAACUACGAGGUGAAUGGGACAAGAGAGAAACUUUCUUGGCAGAGAGAAAAGGAGAGCUCUUUCUCAUGUUUGCAUGCAGUAAGGAGAAGCCACUAGUGUUUAAACUAGUCUCUUUGCAAUGGGAGGAGGUGACUAGUACUGAGCUUGAUGGUUUCACAACCUUCUUCAGUUCUUAUAACUCUGAGUUGAGAAGUAAUAUCCCAUUGAUGAGGAACAACCUCUGCUUCCCAUGGUUUGGUGACAAGCGCAAGCGAUGUGUAUCCAACUUUUUUGAUAAAAGCAGGUAUAAUCCGCCUAAUGCAAGUCUUAACUGGUUAGAACUUAUCCCUUGUCACAAGAGCCUCUGGAUUGUUCCGCCGAGUAACGUUUUUGACUAUUUGUGA